Messenger RNA from Ciona intestinalis (vase tunicate), 743 nucleotides. NCBI's taxonomy places the organism in Eukaryota, Metazoa, Chordata, Ascidiacea, Phlebobranchia, Cionidae. The record is from RefSeq and is a predicted model, not a curated record.
ACUACACCUUUAACAAUCAUGAAAGAAAUAAAAGUGCAAGGAUUUGAUGAGUUUAUGAGUGCUGUAGUAUCGCCUGAUAUAAAAGACAAAAUCAUCAUAUGUUUGUUCACUGGAGAUAAAGAUGAAAAUGGGAAAAGUUGGUGCCCGGAUUGUGUAACUAGUGAACCGAUUGUUCGUAAAAGUUUGGAAUUGAUUAAAGACGAUGAUUCUUUCGUGUUUGUGUAUUGUUCAGUUGGGGGGAGGGCUUUUUGGAAGGAUAAAUCCAAUCCAUUCCGAACCAAUGACAAACUUAAGCUUAAUGGUGUACCAACAUUAAUGAAGUGGGGAUUUCCCAAUGAAAAAUUGGUGGAAGAUCAAAUAAGUGCAGAUGUAAUUCCUAUUCUUUUUGAAUAAUAUUGCUUUCAUUAUAAAUAAACAAUCAACUGUGGUCACAUUGACGUUAUUUGAACCUUCUUCUGUACAAUUACAUAGAAUAACACCAAAAUUAAGUUAAAAUCUACCAUUUAAUUGAAAUAUUCUGUUGUUCCAACUUUAUAUUAUUAUAAAUUAGCAAAAUGUUAUAUUUUUAUAUAACAACCAUUUGUUGUGAAAAUAGCACCGGACAAAGUUACGGUAGUUAAUUAAUAUUCUAUAUAUUUAAUUCAUCAAUGUAACUAUUAUUCAUUAGCCUCCCAUGUUCCCUACUUAAUGUAAAAACGUGGCAUGAUGUGACCAUCUAUAUAUAAUCGUUCUUCCAAUUCUAG